AUGAAAAGCAGUGCGGGCCAGACGACCACACCAAGUUUCCCGCAAUGUUCUGUUAGGAUAACUACAGUGACACCGUGUCGUACUGCACAGGCGACCGCGUUGGCUUGGGCCAAUGCAGUUUUUCGUGGAACGACGAGUGCCUUUUCAUUUGCUCGUCACAUUUUGGUUCAUGCCGCAAUGAGGAAAGCACAGCCCUGCACGGGGGCCGCCUGGGCGCAGGCUCAUGGUGUCUCGACGGGAGUCGCUCAAGGUGAACGUGGAGACGUAUGGCCCGGAGCCCAGGGUGGUUGUGCUGUGGCCGCCGUCUGCGCGGAGGUGGCGUGUGCCAGGGGUUCGUUCAGGGUCCGUUACAUCGGCGACAGUGACUGGUACGACUGCCCUGAGGGAAGCUUUCUCUCAGGUGUGGGCACUUCCGUUAACUUUGCGAGCGGCAAGAUCAGGUGCCCCAAGUACGACGAGGUGUGCACCAUCACUCCCGCCGGCAGGAGUGGUGUCACGCGCCACCCCAGCGACGAUGACGAGUUGUGGGCACUGGGGACGAUUACCCCUCACAUGCACUGCACCGUGAGUCCCGACGUCGGCAAGGACUUCGUGAACGCAGGCGCCCCGAGCUGCUCCGCCCCGAAGGAACUGAGCCGAAGACGAAGUGGGAAAGAAAAGGACCAACGGGGGUGGAGAGAAAAAAGUGAGCGCUAA
Messenger RNA from Trypanosoma rangeli, 696 nucleotides. Its product is annotated as surface protease GP63. The transcript has a single exon. Gene Ontology annotation, biological process: proteolysis; cell adhesion. The record is from RefSeq and is a predicted model, not a curated record. NCBI's taxonomy places the organism in Eukaryota, Euglenozoa, Kinetoplastea, Trypanosomatida, Trypanosomatidae. Gene Ontology annotation, cellular component: membrane. Bases 1 to 696 code for a protein of 231 amino acids. Gene Ontology annotation, molecular function: metalloendopeptidase activity.